Molecule: messenger RNA, 1381 nt
Organism: Hyaena hyaena (striped hyena)
Lineage: Eukaryota; Metazoa; Chordata; Mammalia; Carnivora; Hyaenidae
Exons: 7
Source: RefSeq, a predicted model, not a curated record
ACAGUGGGAGUGGUAUAGCGGGUAUUACUGGGACCACAAAGUGUUCGGUCCUGGCACGCUGCUCAGGGUCACAGAUAAAAGACCUGAUGAAGACACUUCCCCGAAGCCCACGAUUUUUCUUCCUUCAGAUAAUGAAGUACAACUCCAUAAGGCCAGAACAUAUCUUUGCCUUCUUGAGGAUUUUUUCCCUGAUGUUAUCAAAAUAGAUUGGAAAGAAAAGAAUGGCAAAACAAUUCUGAAAUCUCAGCAGGGAAACACCAUGAGGAUGAAGGACACAUACAUGAAAUACACUUGGCUGACCGUGACGGAAAAGUCAAUGGAUAAAGAACACAAAUGUAUCGUCACACAUGAGACAAAUAAAGGAAAAGUUGAUCAAGAGAUUCUUUUUCCUUCAAGAAGCAAAGCAGAUUUGGUGACAGGAGCCAAAGCAGGUUUCCAGACGGAAUCAGAGAGACGUACAAACACAAGGGCGGUAACCCCGAGCCUUUUGAGUACGCGGUCUUCCUCACCUCUUUCAAGUGCUGCGAAUCCUACCAGAAGGAAGACAACUGAAAACAGCUAUUCCACUGGGACCCAGGAUACCACCUCUCCAGUGACAGCCACCACUCCCCCUACAGAUUUGGUGACAGCAACGGGAUCUGAAGUGGACUUCCAGAGGCAUACAGACACUUGGCGAAACACAGGAGAGGUAACUGUGAGCCCUUUGAGCUCACUGUCUUCCUCACCAGUUUCAAGGGCUAUAGAUCCUACCAGAAGGAAGACAACUGAAAACAGCUAUUCCACUGGGACCCAGGAUACCACCUCUCCAGUGACAGCCACCACUCCCCCUACAGACCCCCUGCAGCUGCAGCGCAUGAGCACCUCUGCCUACUACACCUACGUCCUCCUCCUGGCCAAGAGCGUGGUCUACUCCAUCCUCAUCGCCUACUGUCUGCAUGGGAAACCAGCACUCUGUGACAACGGGAAGAGUUCCCAGUAGAUGGUGGCACAACUGUCCGCUUUUCUCCAUUGGUUAUUGUUGCUUAACGUGUUAAAUGAGGGUCUAGCAGGACUUUCUAGAAUUGGGAUGACUCUGUUCACAUGUAUCUUUUCGUAUUGUGUCACUAUUGCCGAGCGGGUUCACAAACCCCUGGGCAAACGGGAGAGGUCACUCUGCACCAAGAACAGAGUCUGCCGUGACUCACGGCGGGGGUGCCGGGGGGCAGCCACGGGAGCUUCGGCGCCGCUGUCUCCUCACUGUCCACUGGCUCCUCAGCCACCCGGCACCCUGGCCUCUGAGCACAGCCAGUGGGCAGCUUCCCUAGUGUCCCUGGGGCCCUUUAUCCAAACAGCUGCCUGAGGGCCUUUUGUUUUACACACCUGUAAGCCACCAACUUGCUAC